Dreissena polymorpha is the source of this 3612-nucleotide messenger RNA. RefSeq names its product DNA-directed RNA polymerase I subunit RPA2-like. Gene Ontology annotation, molecular function: DNA binding; DNA-directed RNA polymerase activity; ribonucleoside binding. Bases 85 to 3507 code for a protein of 1140 amino acids. The record is from RefSeq and is a predicted model, not a curated record. Gene Ontology annotation, biological process: DNA-templated transcription. Lineage: Eukaryota; Metazoa; Mollusca; Bivalvia; Myida; Dreissenidae. Gene Ontology annotation, cellular component: RNA polymerase I complex; nucleus. The transcript is spliced from 30 exons.
ACAUAUGGUACUACCUAACCGCUAUAGUCAUUUUCCUUCGAACGCUCAUCUAAAAUGACCCGACAACAAUAAAAACACGUGAAAAUGUCUACCAAACCAAAUUACAGAAAUUUGACGUCUCCAGAUUAUGGCAAGCCGAAAAAGACGCAAAAUGAGGUCCUGCAGAAUCUGAUCAAGCCUCAUAUUGAGUCGUUUAACUGCCUGCUCCAUGAAGGACUAGGUCUCAUUGUUCAGAACUUAGAACCUGUUGAAUUUGCCCUGCCAAAUGGUGACAAAGUAUCUUUAAAAUUGGAGGAUGUCAUCAUUGGUAAUCCAAGAGUGCAUGAGAAGGCAGUCUGCCCAAGGACGGUCAAAGUAUACCCUGUGGAGUGUAGGAGCCGUGCUGUCACCUACAAGGGUUCACUGCAGAUCCAGAUUGGCUUCUCUGUGAAUGGGCAUGUGGGCCCUUCCCUCACCAGGAACCUUGGGCAGGUCCCUAUCAUGGUCAAGAGUGCUGUGUGUAACCUGGCCAAGUUGUCACCAGCUCAGCUGAUCAAGCAUGGGGAGGAAGAAGAGGAGAUGGGUGGUUAUUUCAUCAUCAACGGCAUUGAGAAAGUGAUACGAAUGUUGGUGCUACCAAGGAGGAAUUUUCCUAUGUGUGUUCAGCGCCCGUCCUGGAAGGGGCGAGGUCCCAUGUUCACAGACUACGGUGUCAUGAUGAGAUGUGUAAUGAACGAUCACUCCGCAACUAACCUGGUGCUUCACUACCUCAGUAAUGGUACAGCCCAGCUGUGUUUCUACAAUAAGAACCAGGUCUACUUCGCUCCCAUCAUUAUCAUACUCAAGGGUCUAGUGUCUCUGCCAGACAGGCACAUUUAUGAGGAGCUUGUGAAGGGGAAGGAAGAUGACUCUUUCUACAAAGGCUGUAUAGUGGCAAUGCUGCGAGAGGCAUUGAACGAGAAACUAUUCACACGUCAGGCGGUGUUGAAGUAUAUUGGGUCGCGGUUUCGGUUCAUCAUGUAUGGCUUGGCACCUUGGAAAACUGAUCAGCAGGUUGGCAGAUACAUCUACAAGAGAUGUAUCUGUACACAUCUCGAUGAUGACAUGGACAAGUUCAAUCUGCUUGUACACAUGACCCGGAAGCUGUUUGACUUUGCGAAGGGCCGCUGUGCCAGCGAGAGUCAAGACAGUCCCAUGUUCCAGGAAGUCUUGCUAGGGGGGCAUUUCUACCAGAUGCUACUGAAGUCAAAGCUGGGACAGUAUUUAAACUUGCUGAAAGUGGUUUUAGAUCGGCAUGCAAAGGCAAACAAGGGAGGAGCAGAGUUAUUCAAAGUGACACCAGAUACAUUGCUGCGUGCAAUGCGCUUUGCACCCGACAUCUGUCAUUCCAUUGAGUACACUAUGGCUACAGGGAAUAUUGACUCUAGCAACGCACAUGCAUUACUUCAGACAUCCGGUCUCACAGUAGUUGCAGACAAACUCAACUUCAUGCGCUACAUGUCCCACUUUCGGUGCGUGCAUCGCGGUGCGUUCUUUGGACAGAUGAGGACAACAGGGGUGAGGAAGCUGCUGCCAGAGGCAUGGGGUUUCCUGUGUCCAGUACACACUCCAGACGGUGCACCCUGUGGUCUGAUGAACCAUGCGGCCGCACAGUGCCAAAUUCAAGUAUUCAACAUGCCUGUCCAGCCAGUGAAUGACAUAUUAUACUCCCUUGGUGUCUUUCCUUUGGGUGACUCUGUGUGUCCUGUGCGAGACUGCUACAUUGUUAUGCUUGACGGGAAAAUGGUCGGCUACGUGGCGUGUGCUGCUGCCGAAAGGGUGUCUGACAACUUGCGACGUAUGAAAGUCAUGGGACUAAACAAGGUUCCAAGCACAAUGGAGAUAUGCCUUGUAAAGUCCACGCCCUAUGCCAGUCAGUACCCAGGCUUGUAUCUGUUCACGACACCAGCCCGUAUGCUGCGCCCAGUGCGUAACCUUGGGCUCCAGGAAGUGGAGAUGAUUGGGACGUUUGAGCAAGUCUACAUGGACAUCUGUAUCUGCCAGGAGGAGGCUUAUACAGGGGUUACAACCCACCAGGAACUGACUGGUGUAAGCAUGCUGUCAUUUGCUGCCAAUCUGACCCCAUUCUCUGACUUCAAUCAGUCUCCUAGGAACAUGUACCAGUGUCAAAUGGGCAAGCAGACGAUGGGUGUUCCAGUCCACACGCUGCAAUUCCGUAACGACAACAAGCUGUACAAGCUGCAGACUCCACAGACCCCAAUGGUGCGUCCGACCAAGUAUGACGAUUUUGAGAUAGACAACUAUCCGCUGGGAACAAAUGCCAUUGUGGCAGUCAUAUCAUAUACCGGAUACGACAUGGAGGACGCCAUGGUGAUCAACAAGGGGUCGCUGCAGAGGGGGUUCGGUCACGCCUCAGUGUACAAGACAGAGAUAGUGAACCUGUGUAACAAGCUGGCCACAGGCCGCAGCCAGAACCAGACCACCCUAGUGUUUGGCUGUACUGCAGACUCUCAGCCUUACAAAUCUGGCCAGCUCAACAUUGACGGACUGCCCCCUAUAGGCACCUAUCUCACAGAGGGGUCACCAUACUACAGUUACUUGAACACGCAGUCCGGGGAGUCCAAGGUGGUCAAGUACAAGAGUAGCGAGCCUGCCUGGGUGGAGCAUAUCAAGGUUCUCGGGAGCGACCUUGGCGACACCAUGAGCUUCAAGGUCGCUAUCAUGCUGCGUAUCAAUAGAAAUCCCAUCAUAGGAGACAAGUUUGCCAGCAGACAUGGACAGAAAGGAGUUUGUAGUAUGCUGUAUCCAACGGAGAAUAUGCCGUUUUCAGAGAGUGGAAUGACCCCUGACAUCAUCUUUAAUCCACAUGGUUACCCCUCUCGCAUGACCAUAGGUAUGAUGAUAGAGAGUAUGGCAGGCAAGGCUGCCGCCACGUUUGGGGACUGUUAUGACGCCACGCCCUUCCAGUUCUCUGAAGAGGACCCCGCCAUUGACCACUUUGGGAAACUGCUCACAAAGGCUGGCUACAACUACUAUGGCACAGAGCGGUUCUAUAGCGGUGUGGACGGGCGGGAAUUGGAAGCCGACAUCUUUAUGGGCGUAGUCUACUAUCAGAGGCUGCGGCACAUGGUGUCAGACAAGUUCCAGGUGAGAACCACUGGGCCAGUUGACCCUCUGACCAACCAGCCUGUGAAGGGCCGCAAGAAGCACGGGGGUGUCAGGUUUGGAGAGAUGGAGAGGGACGCACUCAUAGCACACGGCUCAUCCUUCCUACUGCAGGACAGGCUAUUCAACUGCUCUGAUAAAACCAUGGCACCUGUGUGCAUCAAGUGUGGCAACCUUCUCUCCAUCGCCACCCAGCGCAAGUCCAGCGUUGACGGCAAGGACCGCAAGCGUAACUACGUGUGCUCGCUCUGCAAGUCCAUGGAUACCAUACAGUUCAUCUCUGUUCCGUUUGUGUUCAAGUACCUGCUUGUUGAGUUGGCCGCAAUGAACAUUCGCAUUGACCUUCAGGUGAAGGAGGCAUAGUCUGGCGGUGAUGUGUGGAUAUUAUGAACAUGGAAUUAAAUUGGUGAAGCGAUUAGCUUUUUGUUAUUAUACAGAUAUUAUGAAUAAAGUACAGACAUCUAUGAA